Oncorhynchus gorbuscha (pink salmon) is the source of this 2346-nucleotide messenger RNA. RefSeq names its product neuritin 1-like a (gene nrn1la). NCBI's taxonomy places the organism in Eukaryota, Metazoa, Chordata, Actinopteri, Salmoniformes, Salmonidae. The record is from RefSeq and is a predicted model, not a curated record. The transcript has 3 exons. The coding region runs from base 71 to 574 and encodes 167 amino acids. Gene Ontology annotation, cellular component: plasma membrane. Gene Ontology annotation, biological process: nervous system development; neuron projection extension.
CUUUGCUCAGCAAACGGAUUGUAACAUUUGGACGUGGUCUUUUUUUCCUGAGUUGAGCUGCCUGAGCAGAAUGGUAUCGCUCGUGAAUUACGCGUGUCUUUUCUUGCCUGUUGCUCUCCAUCUGAUCGUCGGCCCCUGUCCCAGCUCUGCUGCCUCCACCAGGAGGUGUCACUCCAUCUAUAAGGGCUUCGCUCAGUGUCUGAUGGCUCUGGGGGACAGCCUGACUGAGAGUGCCCAGAAGAUCGAGGAUACACAGGAGAUACAUACCAUCUGCAAGUCCUGGGAUGAGUUUCAUGACUGUGCGAAUGUGGCGAUGGCGGGCUGUCCUGAUGAGGCUGCUGCAGUCUGGGAGUCUCUGCGACAGGAGUCCAAGAAGAUGCAGUUUUCUGGUAACCUGUAUGACAUGUGCUCCAGUCGUAACCAACCAGCUGGCACUGCUGAUGCCCUGAGCCCACCCAACCAGGAAGAGAUUAACCAGGAGUCUCUAAAAGCACACACCCACCAUCUAGGUCCCGCCUCUUUCUGGUUGCUCUCCUUAUGUCUGUCCCUUCUGCUGCUGUUGGCCAAGAUAUAGGCACGAUCAGGGUGAAGGAGAGGGAGGAACUCAUUGAGGACAUGUAAAAAAAAAAAAAAUAUUAAAAAAGGAUAAUAAACUCACAAAUAUUUUUUGUGUACUAAAACUGAGUUGCAUAUAUUUCUAGCUGCAUGUUCAGAUUGGUGGCUCCUCAUCUGUAGUGUAUUCAUUUCAUACACACAUUAUCUCUCUAACUCUCUCUGAAAUACUCUCCUCCUUUUCAUCAAUUUAAGAGUUGGAUAGUAUGGUUCCAGGGGGAUGCUGUCUGGGAGAGCUGAGGGUAGAAUGUAAAUGAGCAAAUAAACCUCAAACAUCUAGAACCCAAGACAGCUUAUUCAAGCCUCACCAGGCAAGGCUUAACAGCAACAUCUCACACAGAAACCUGCAUCCUGAAGUUUCCUUCAGGUUGUUAUUCAAUCAGAGAGCACUGUGGGAUGUUUUGUAGCAUUAAAGGCUCAGACAAUUUUUGUUAUUUCGUUUGGGACUCACUGAGGAUUACAGAGAGAAUUACUCAGAGUAAAACCUCUAGAACAAUAGAGCUUACCUGCAGACAAGCAUAAUGAAAUAUACCCAGCUCAUGGCAGUUUGAAUGUUAAGGACUGAAGGCUUGAUCGCUGUGUAUUCACCCAGUGCGGGUCUAUUUAACACAGCGUUCAUUAACAGAUAAACCACUUAACUUACAUGAAAUCACUUAUUGUCUUGGUCAAGUCUAGGCUGACCUAGAAUUGUAUUUAGUAAUUUGUGUUGAAGAAAUAUGGAUGAAGGUGUACAUAAUGGAAUUUAUUCAUAUGAAUAUUUAUGUACAUAUCAAGUGGCACAUCAAUAUAUAGUAUCAAGCCUUUUGAUGCUGCAGGAGCCUGUGUGUAAACGGAGACCCUGGUGAAAUAAUAACGGAAUAGAAAAAAGGUUUUACUCAAAAGGACUUUCAUUUGAUUAAAGUCAACACCAUGAGGAUAACCCCUGCUUGACUCCCUGACAUUAAAUCUUAGAUGCGUUUAAAACCUAGUUUUAAUUGAAUGUAGGUCUGAGAUAAACUACCAUGUUGGAAAUGGAAAAUACUGUUUAAAUGUAUGUUUUCUAUUGGCUUUGCUCUCAACAGGUUUAUCGGUCAAUUUGUAUUUGCAGUGGAUUUGCAUUUUUAAUUGGAAAUUAAUCUUGUUUGCUAUUGCAGCAAGUUUGUGUGGAAUGGUUAGGGAGGCAGCAGUAAACUACAGUGAAAACUUGAAGGAAAUCCAUUUUUAUCUUCAUUGUAAAGUAAAGGACAUACAAUAUAUGAAGUAGAUUUAGUUGAUCAUUAAAUAAAUGUAAAUAUUUAAAGAAUAUUGUGUUGCUAUAACAACAGUUAGCGCUACAACAUUUUAGGUUACUGGAUAACACAUUUUAGACUAUUUGCAAACUGUGAGGACUUUAUUACUUAUCUGAAUUUCAAUAAAUUGUGUGUGUGUGUCUGCAUGUGGGUCUGUGUGUGUGUGUGUGUGUACGUGUGUGUGCGUGUGUGUGUGCGUGCUUGUGUGCAUUGUGCCAGUGUAAUAACACUUGGUGAAUGAAAGCAGUAGCAAUGCCUUUUAUGUCAAAAUACAGUAUGGAGACUCUCCCUUAUCUUGCUUUACAAUAAGCUUUUUCAUUCUUGUAUACAUCAGCUCAUUAGCAUCAUUAUUCUUCACAUAUAUAUAAUGUUACUGUACCUAUAUUGUAUACUUCUGUACUAGCAGUUAUGCUGGGGCGGCAGGUAGCCUAGUGGUUAGAGUGUAGAGGCGGCAGGUAGCCUAGUG